AAGUAUGAAGUGUGCAGCAAGACGAAAGAAGAAAAUAGUUUGUUCUACUAUAACAAGAUUGUUAGUCCAGAAAUGCAGCUGAGUCAUGGAAACUGAGGAUCUGCAGCCUCUAAACACAAUUUGAGGAUUUAUUUCAAGUACUUUUGCUUCUCCAUUAGAUAUUAGGGAUUUUCUUUCUGAGCUGUCAUGUUUAACUUGACUGUUACUGUGCCCAACAAGUUUUAACCUCCUCCAUGACAGUAAAAUCCCUACUCAUUAUUAUGAAGGCAAAUACUGAGACUAAAAAAGAAUGUUCUAUAUCCAAUGGGAUUAAGAAGGAAAGGACAGUUUUUUGAUACUUAUGUGGCAGUUGCUGCUGCUUAAAACUGAUGCCCCUUAAACACAGAGAAAUCUGGGUUGGAAGAGACCUCUGGAGGUCCAACAGUCAAGCUUGAAACAGGACAGUCUUCAAACAGAUUGCUCAGGGCCUGGUCCAAACAAGUUAUGAGCUUUCUCCAAGAAUGGCAAGUCCACAGUGGUGUUGGGAAUUUGGUGGUUUCACAGGGUAUUUUUUCCAUGCUGUUGCAAAGCUUAGCUGUGCUUUUUGGAUUUCAGAAGCCAGGAGUGUUGCAGUCAGUGCAAGGAUGACAAAGAGGCAGCCAAAGUCAAUUGUAUGGCAGGAUGCAGUGGAGUUUGUAAGCAAGCAGAGGUGAGGAGCAUAACUGGGCUGCAGCUCUGUUCCCAGUUUGGCAGAGGAAAUGUACCCUCUUACACUGAACUGAACGAUUAAGAAAUUGCAGCCUCUCUCGCCACCCCUUUUGUGUAAAGGGUCCUGCCUGUAAAAGCAUGAAAAUGCAUCCUCCUGGAUUGCUGUUUUUCUUCUUAGCAGCAUGCUUCACUCCCACAGCUGACUGCCAGAGUCAGAAGUUAAAAUCCAUGCGAUGCAAUGUCAAGACGAUGUUCACCUUGAAUACAGCGUGUACUUCUUGUGCUGCAGUGCCUAAAAUGUUGUGUCCAAGAGGCUGGUUAAAGACCACCCAAAGAUUAGGAGUAAGGGACUGCAGAUACUCUGUCAAGUUAGGAGAAAAUACCCUUUCCCUGACAGGGUGCCAUCACAUGUGUAAGAAGGAAAUUGAGGAGAGAAAGUGCUGUCCAGGAUUCUGGGGUACGGAGUGCUAUGAGUGUCCAGGUGGCUCUGAAAAUCCCUGCAGUGGUCAUGGGACAUGCUUGGAUGGUAUACAGCAAAAUGGGACCUGCAUCUGCAAGGAGCAGUACAGUGGGUAUGGCUGCCAGAAUUGCCGAGAUGAAAAUCGCUUUGGCUCAGACUGUCAGUCAGAGUGUGACUGUGUGCACGGGGAAUGCAACAGCGGCGUCGCUGGGAAUGGGAGCUGCACGUGCUAUGGAGGCUACACGGGCCCCCGGUGUGACCAAGAGCUCCCCCUUUGCAAAGGUGUGACGUGUGAGGCCAACAGCAAGUGUGUGGUGAGGGAUGGGACAGCCGUGUGUGACUGCAAGCUGGGCUACAGAAAACAGGGCAGCACUUGCCAAGCUCAGGAUCCUUGUACUCCUUCUCCAUGUUCCCCCUUUGCUGCAUGUAAAGCUCUUGGAUCACGAGCGUAUCAAUGUACCUGCAAAGAAGGAUUUCAAGGAGAUGGAAAGAUUUGCCAGCCCAUCAACCCUUGUGUUGACAGCAAUGGAGGCUGUCCAGAAAACUCUACAAUUUGUGUUUACAGACGUCCAGGAGAGGCAACUUGUAUUUGCAAGCCUGGGAUGAGUAGGAGAACUCCUUCAUCCGAGUGUUUGGCACUUCCCAGCGAUUGCCGGCAGUAUCUUUGCGACGUGACUGCCACGUGUGAAAUUAACUCUCAGGGGACUCCUAGCUGUGUGUGUAAAGAAGGGGAGAUUGGAGAUGGGAGAAGUUGCUAUAAAGAUCUCUUGGGUGAGAUAAAUCAGCAUAAUUUGCGAGGAAGAUUUACUAGGAAACUAAACGUCGCCAAGAAAAUGUUUGCUUCUGGGUGCUCAAUGUUGCUGACUAAAUAUGGGCCCUUCACAGUCUUUGUACCAUCCCUUCUUCCCAUUCUUGAUAGAAUGGAAUUCAACGACACCACUGCUGAGCGGCUGUGCAGAAUGCACGUUGUUCCUGGUCUGCAUUUGAUAGAAGACAUGAUAAAAGCCAAGACUAUGUGGACCUUGUCAGGACAUCAGCUGACAUUCACUAGCCAGACAUACAUCAAAUCUUUCCGGUACCAAGACCUGCCAGGGGAACUGUACAACAUCUUGCAAUCAAACCUCCCAGCAGCCAAUGGCAUCAUACAUAUUGUCAACAGCCUCAGGAAAAAAACCAGCACUGACAACCUCAGAAACUCACAGAAAACCAUUGGUGAGAUUCUUGCUUCAAUGGAGAUCUUCAGUAGAUUUGAAACUAUACUGGAGAACUGUGGCCUGCCUGCAAUACUGGAUGGACCAGGCCCCUUCACUGUAUUUGUACCCAGCAAUGAUGGUGUGGAUAGGCUGAGAGAUGGAAGGCUCAUUUAUCUUUUCACAGAGGGCAUAAAUAAGCUUCAGGAGCUGGUGAAACAUCACAUCUACACUUCAGCAGCGGUGACUGUAGAGCAACUGAUAAUGAUGCCACACAUUGUUACAAUGGCUAACCAGAUACUGACCAUCAACAUUAGUGCAGAUGGAAGAAUUCUGAUGGAUGAAUCAGGGAUCCCCUUAAACGUGAGAGACAUUGUGGCAACAAAUGGUAUCAUUCAUACUUUGGAUGGCAUCUUCAUCCCUCCUUCAAUCGUUCCUAUUUUGCCUCACAGAUGCAAUGAAGAGCAACAUAAGAUUGUGAUGGGCUCUUGUGUGGACUGUGAGACUCUCAACAACAGCAUUUGCCCACCUGGAAGCAAGGAAAUGGAACCAACACUCUCUCCAAAGGAAUGUGUUUACAUCCAUGAUCCACAAGGCCUGAAUGUCCUGAAGAAGGGGUGCGCCAGGUACUGCAAUCAAACCGUCACGAAACCUGGAUGCUGCAAAGGGUUCUUUGGUCCAGACUGCAUGCCAUGCCCAGGGGGAUUUUCCAGUCCAUGCUAUGGCCGGGGAAAUUGCAGCGAUGGCAUACAAGGGAAUGGCAACUGUCACUGCUUUGAAGGUUUCAAAGGCACAGCCUGCCACAUCUGUGCAAACCCAAACAAGCAUGGCGAGAACUGUGAUGAAGAUUGUGCCUGUGUCCAUGGUGUCUGUGACAACAGGCCUGGCAGUGGGGGGGUGUGUCAGUCCUGGUCCUGCAAGGAAGGCUACACUGGGAAAUUCUGUGACAAGACAUCCAAGAACUGUGGCCCAAGUGGGCUGUCCCAGUACUGCCACCAGCAUGCUGUCUGCAGCCUCAAUGACACAGCAAGGUGCAUCUGCAUGGAUGGAUACGAAGGGGAUGGGUUUUCCUGCCAGCCCAUCGACCUGUGCAGUCAGCCAGAACGGGGAGGUUGUUCACAGAACGCCCUGUGCACCAGUACAGGACCUGGCACUGCCACCUGCCAGUGCAAUGUGGGCUGGACUGGGGAUGGGAAGGCCUGUGUGCCCAUAGACAACUGCAUGCUGGAGAGCAGAGGGAACUGCCACCUCAACGCCGACUGCGUUUACAUCGGGCCUGGACAGAGCAAGUGUGUCUGCAAGAGGGGUUAUGCUGGCGAUGGCCACAGUUGUGAUGCAAUCAACCCAUGCCUCAUGGACAAUGGUGGCUGCCAUGACCUGGCUACAUGUGUACCCCUUGGUGGAGGAGAGAGAUCCUGUGUUUGCUCUGAAGGCUACAUCGGAGAUGGCAUGAUGUGCUAUGGGGACAUUCUAAAAGAGCUGGCCAGGAAUUCCCACUUUGCAGGCUUCUACAACUGGAUUAAGAAAUCUCUCUUCAGCAUCCCAGCAGGAACCAAUGUCACUGUCCUGGUGCCAUCAGAGGCAGCUAUCAAGAACUUGAGCAAUGCUGACAAAGAUUUCUGGUUGACCCCCUACACCCUGCCAUUUUUAGUCAGAGCCCACUUCCUUGAAGGUGUCUUCACUGCUGAAAAGCUCAGAAAGUACGACAGGCCAGAAUUACCCACUCUCAACCCACAGACCAGAUGGCAGAUAAACACCACGAGUGGUGUAUUGACCAUCCAGAAUGCAAGUGUAGUUGUCAGUGACAUCCCUGCCAGCAAUGGCAUUAUCCAUGUCCUCAGUAAGGUUUUGUUGCCACCCCCAGGAGAUAUCCCACCGAGCCCUCCAGGUCUGCAGGAACAGCUCAACGCAGUGGCCUCGUUCAGCACAUUCAAGGAGUUGCUAGAGGAGUACCAGCUCACUGGGAAAGUUGAGUCCUCUGAACAAUACACAAUUUUUGUUCCUGGAAAUAAUUCCAUUGAGGAGUACUGCCAUGCUGCCAAUGUGACCCAGCUGGACAAUGAAACAGUGCAGUACCACAUUGUACUGGGAGAGAAGCUCUUGCCCGCGGACUUGAGAAGUGGAAUUCAUAAGAACAGCAUGUUAGGCCUCUCCUAUUGGCUAAUGUUUUACCAAAACAACACCCAGAAGUUUGUCAACAAUAUUCCUUUGGAUGGAAAAUCCUUCGAGACAAAGAAUGGCAUCCUGAUCGGGGUGUCCCAGGUGCUGCAGAUCCAGAAGAAUCGCUGCACUGCCAAUACCACCACCAUACUAAAGUCAAGGUGCGGCAAGUGUGAGAAGGGGAUCAAGUGUCCUUCUGGAUCAGUUCUUGUGGAACCUCCUGGGAGUAGAAAUAUGGCUCACUGUGAUUUGCGCUCUGCGGGUACAAGAAUACUUGGCUGCCAUUUCACCUGUGCAAAAGUUUCUCUGAGGUCCGUCUGCUGCCCCGGCUACUACGGCCACAUGUGCGAGAUGUGCCCUGGGAAGCCAGGCCAGUGGUGCUCCGGGAACGGGGAAUGCCAGGAUGGCAUCCAGGGCAGUGGGGAGUGCCGAUGCCUGGAGGGUUUCCAUGGCACUGCCUGUGAGAUGUGUGAAGUGGGACGAUACGGAGCCGACUGCAAAUCAGAAUGUGCCUGUGACAACGGCAUUUGUAACGAUGGACUGCGAGGGGACGGGAGCUGCGAGUGCUUCCCGGGCUGGACGGGCCCUACCUGCCAAGAAAGAAUCAAGAUUGACUUAUGCAAUAACACUUGCCAUCAAAUGGCCAACUGCCUCAACAGUUCCACAGAUUCCCUCCCUACCUGCUUCUGCUCUGCUGGAUACACAGGGAAUGGGACCCAUUGCACAGAAAUAGAUCCCUGCACUAUUGACCACGGUGGCUGCUCCGUGCACGCUGUGUGCACCAAAGUGUCCCCAGGAGAGAGAACCUGUGUUUGCAAGGAAGGCUACGCUGGUGAUGGGACACUCUGCAUGGAAAUUGAUCUCUGUCUCGAAAGCAAUGGGGGCUGCCACACCAAUGCAGAGUGCAUCAAAACAGGCCCAAAGAAGGUCGCCUGCAACUGCCUGCCUGGUUACAGUGGGGAUGGUGUGAGCCAGUGCAACCCCAUCAACUUGUGUGAACAGAACAAUGGAGGCUGCAGUCCCUUUGGGUUCUGCAAGUACACGGGCCCUGGCACUCGCAACUGCUCCUGCUCCUGGCACAGUGUUGGAGAUGGCUUCACCUGCCGUGGCAAAGUGCAUCAGGAGCUCGGAAGGAUUCCAGAUGCAUCCAUGUUCUUUAGGAUGAUACAGGCAGAAAGCAUCAAAGAACUCAGUGGGGCAGGGCCUUUCACUGUCUUCGUCCCACAGACAGAUUUCAUAGGAAACACCACAGUGUUUCAGGAGUGGAAGAGCAGAGGUCUCCUCCGGGACCUGCUUCGCUACCACAUGGUGGGCUGCCAGAAAUUGCUCUCCAGUGACCUGGAAGGCCAGGAGUCCCUUACAUCUUUAUCUGGCCACAAAAUAAAGAUCACAGUGAAUGAGAAUAGCAUCACUCUCAACGAGGAAGCCAAAGUGGUCACGAGUGACAUUGUGGGUGUGAAUGGGGUCAUUCACUUCAUCAGCAAGAUCCUCAUCCCCAGUGACCUGGUGGGCCAUAACAUCUCCUCAAAGCUCUCACGGCAGAACAUCACAGACGUGGCCGAGGCCUUUGGCUACACCAUCUACAGCAAGCUGCUGCAGGAUGCGGAGCUGCUGCCGCUGCUCGGUGACCCCGUGCACAGACCCUUCACGCUGUUCUGGCCCACGGACGCCGCGUUCAGCGCCCUCCCGGAGAGCCGGCAGAAGUUUCUGUACCGCAGAGAGCACCGGGACGUGCUGGCCUCCUUCCUCAAGGCACACAUGAUCAGGGACACAAAGAUUGUUGCUGGUAACGUGCCCCAAGUCAAAACCAUACGGACCAUGCACGGCUCCACCAUCUCAUUCAGCUGCAGCAAAGCCCACGUGGGGGAGAUUGUGGUGGGGAACGGCGAUGCCACCAUCACCCAGAGGCACAUAGAGUUCAAUGGGGGCAUUGCUCAUGGCAUUGAUAGACUGUUGGAGCCACCUGAUCUGGGAUCUCGGUGUGAUGAGUUCACCUUUGUUGAGCUGCAGGCAUCUACAGAGAACUGCGGACUCUGUGGCUUCGAGCCACCCUGCCCUGCUGGCUCUGUUCAACGGGGGGAAACCAGGCGCUGCUACUAUUACGGAAACCACCUGCUGAGGAACACGUUCCUGUUCCACCGCAACUCCAUGCUGCGGCCAGUGUGGCCACAGUCCCCGUGGGACCCCUUCAGGAGACACUUCUCUUCCAGGGGGCCUCUGAGACGAGGCUGCAGGAGGAGCUGCGUUUCCAGCCAAUGGGUCCCACAGUGCUGUGCCAACCACUAUGGCCGGGAGUGUCGGGCAUGCCCAGGAGGGCUGGAGGCGCCGUGCAACAACCGUGGGACGUGUGACGACAAAAUCAGCGGCUCAGGGAUCUGCAACUGCAGCCAGGAGUUCAUCGGGACGGGCUGCGAGCUGUGUGCGCCCGGCAGAUACGGCCCGGAGUGCCGAGAGUGCAACUGCACUGAGAACGGUGUGUGCAAUGGAGGCCUGCACGGUGAUGGCUUCUGCUUCUGUGCCGAGGGCUGGACUGGGGACCGCUGUGAAACCAGACUGGUGGUGACACCCACCUGCUCCCCCCCGUGCCACGCUCAGGCUGUCUGCCGCGCCGGCAACCUCUGCGAGUGCGACCUGCACUACGAAGGGGACGGGAGAACAUGCUCAGUGAUCGACAUGUGCAGCCAGGACAAUGGGGGCUGUGCCAGGCACGCACAGUGCUCACAGACAGGCGUGAACGUGUCCUGCACCUGCGGCCCCGGCUACAGAGGUGACGGCUACAUCUGCGAGCCCAUCGACCGCUGUGCCGACGGCAGGAACGGGGACUGCAGCCAGCACGCCCACUGCAUCAGCACCGGCCCGAACGAGCGGCGCUGCGAGUGCAAGCGGGGCUACGUCGGUGAUGGGAUCCAGUGCCUGGAGGAGGUCGUGCCCCCUACGGACCGGUGCCUGGAAAACAACGGGCAGUGCCAUCGGGAGGCCAUCUGCACUGACCUGCACUUCCAUGAUAAGACCAUGGGUGUGUUUCACCUGCAGUCACCCCGAAAAAAGUACGACUUCACUUACGAGCAGGCUCAGGCAGCCUGUGCUGCAGAAGGUGCUUCCCUGGCCACAUUCCAGCAGCUGGCAGCAGCACAGCAGAUGGGAUUCCAUCUGUGCUUGGUGGGUUGGCUGGACAAUGGCACAGCUGGAUACCCCACAGCCUACCCCAACCCCAGCUGUGGGUCCAGCCAUGUGGGCAUUGUGGACUAUGGCUCCCGAAGCAACCUGAGUGAGACCUGGGAUGCGUUCUGCUACCGGGAGAAGGAUGUGACCUGCACCUGCCGUGAUGGGUUUGUGGGAGAUGGGUACUGGUGCAGCGGGAAACUCCCUGAUGUGCUUGCAGACCAGGACCGCUUCUCCACCUUCUAUUCUAUGUUGCUCAAUUUUGCCAAUGACACAGAAGAAGGACUGGAUUUUUUCAUGUAUUUGUCUGAUGCCUCUGCUCCCAAAACUCUCUUUGUCCCUCUGAAUUCUGGCUUUGCAGAUAAUGAGACACUGACAGGAGAAGAACUGAAGCUCCACGUGUCAUCCAGCAAUGUUGUCCUCUUCAGUUUCAACCUCACGACGGGCACCAUCAUCCCAUCCCAGUCAGGAUAUGACCUCCAUGUCUCAGACCUCCCAGCCAGCAACAGUACAGAGCAUGCAGACGCCAAGGGGAUCAAUGACACGAUGAUUGUGGAGUGGGACAUCAUAGCUUUCAAUGGCAUCAUUCAUGUGAUUGCACAGCCACUGAGGAUCCCACCGCCCGUCGUUCACCUUGGCCAGGUGAACGGUGCGCAGGGGUCGGGCUCCGUGGCCACGGGGACGUUGUCAGCGCUGUGCUUCGCGCUGGCGCUGGCUGCGGUUGCCGGCGUCGCCUACUACUGCGUGAGGAGGCGGCGGCAGCAGGGGCAGUUCGGGUACUACCAGGCCGAUCUCCGCGCGGACGAGGAGCAGGAGGACGAGGAGGACGAGGCGGGGCCCCGGCCGGAGCGCGCGGGCCCGCGAGCCGCCAGGCCCCGCCCGCAGCGACCGCUCGUGGCCAUCCCCAACCCGUUGUACGGCGGCCACGCCCCCGACUACGAACCGCUGCACGACCCGCCCCUGGCGGACGCCGGCACCGACCCCCGCGGGUUCCUGCAGUGACCCCGCGCGGCCCCGACCGCGCCGCGGGGAAAUAAACAGCUCAGCGCCACCGGCUGUGCCCGCGCCUGCCUCGCCGCCGCAGCCCCGGCCUCCCACCGCCCGCCCCGCCGGUACCGGCCGCCCCCUGCAGGUGGGAGCUCCAGCCCCUUCUCGCCCCCGCCCAGCGCUUGUCAUGGCCCCGUAGGAGGUGAUGCCUGCCCAAGCCUCCAGCACCCAGGGCCCAGUUCAGCUGCUCCCAGGGACGUACGGCGCUCAGUCUUUGCGUGCAACAUCCCCCGGGGCCCGCCGGACCUCGCUCCUGUGCUCUUACACUGCCCCAUGGUCAGGUACGAGUCACAUCAGUCACCGCCCCAAGCACCCCUUCUGGCCCCCCCGGGUGGCCCCUGCCUGUAGUGCCGCUGUAAGGGCACCGACUGCUCCGUGCUGACCGCCUCAGCCUCGGGCUGUCUGAUGCCCACCCCGGCUUCAGCCCAAGCUGCCGUUGGUCGUGCCCCCAGGGCAGGCAGAGGAGCCCCACCGAGCACAAGGAGCGGGUUAGUCCAUUAGUUACACAUGCUGCAGACAUUUAUUGAGCUACACACUACACACAGCACAAAGACAAGUGGCACAUGCACCUACUACAGCUGUUUGAUUAGAACAGCCACGUUAACAGAUUGUCCAAGCCACUGAGUUGAGCAAAAGGCAUCUUGAAAGUCUGCGACAGGCUGGCACAUGGCACAAAGACAAGGCAGUGACACACAAGUGACAGACUGACAGGCCAGCCUGGCAUGGUACUGGGGAGUAACAUGCAGGAGAAGAUUUUUUUUGUGUGUGUGUCUCACUGAGGGUUGCUGACACACGCAGCGCCUUUCUCUGAGUCACGGGUUCUGGCACAGGGGCCUCCACACGGCCCUGGUUUCUCUCCCUCAGCUGCCCCCACACCGACACCCCCAGCCCCUCCAGCACUUACCACUGCCCAGUGCUCACAAACCCCUGGUGCUCACUGCCAGACCCCCCUUUCUCUGUUCCCUCUCUCCUCCCUCUGACCUCAACACCAACUGCCCCUGAACAACUCCUGUUGCCAUCUACAAAUGUGCAGCAGUGAGAGGAGGAGGAGGAGGAGCACGGCAAUCAAUGUCUACCCCUUCAUCCACUUGCCAUCAUUUCCCACACACCAACCAGCUUUCUGAGGGCAUGAUCGCCUGUUUCUCAGGGCCAACCUGUAUCGGAGUGGCACAAACUCUCAACACCCCCUCUGUACCUCACCUGCCCUCUACCCCUCCCCACCACCCUGCAUGGCCCUGGGGCAGUCUGAAGCCUGGACAGGACCAGCAAGGUCCUGGGCCUGGUGCAGAGCCCACUUUCUGCACCUCACAUCCUAAAGCAGCUUUCACUUUCCUGGGCCUCCUUUCACCCCUGUCCCAUCCUAUAGAUUCUGGCAUCAUUAUUAGCAUCUUUUUGCUCUUCUUCCUGCUGAGGUGGCAUCCCAGGGCUUUACCUGGCCACCUUCCACAGCAGCACUGCACACACACCCCUUCCCCAACCAUCCUCACCUGCCUCUCCAGCCACCUUAGGCCACAUCUCAGCAAAUCCAGGUGGAAGGCCACUACCGCUGUUGCGACCUCUGCACCUUCCCUGGAGGGCUGAACACAUCCCUCUGCAACUCACAACAGACCACACCACAGCAGUUGCCAAAAUACUGAUAUCAUACGGCACCAAACCCAAAAAUACCAACAAUGCACAGCCUUAAGCUCACUCAAAAGCCAUCCAUGUCCCCAAACAGUAACUUUGAGACCCUGUGACCUACUCCCACGCCCAAGGCUUGCACAUCCUGCCCAGUUACCUACCAGAGUCCCCAGCUGGACAGACCAGUCUGGUGGGGAGCGGGAUGGGGGCUAAAGGCUGCUGGACAGGUAAUGCUGCUGAUGUUUUGUCAUGUGAUGCACUCACUGAUGGGCUUGAUUGGUUGCCCAGCUGGCAGCCCUGACCCUCUCUGUCCAUCUGCAGUCACUCAUGCUGCAGUCCCAGGCUCUGGGGGCAGCUAUAGACCUGACACACCUUGUCACACCUCCCACGGGUUGUUCUCACCAAGCACUGGAGACAUGGAGCUCCAUGCCUCAGCCACUUGUGUGGGCACAGAGCAGGGAGGGGCAGUGUCCCACCACCAGCAUUGGCCCUUCCAUCUCACCUACUCCUAGAGAGGACUCCCUGCACAAGCACCCAUCCUCUGUCCAGCCUGCAGUGCACUUCAGGGAAAGGGAUGGAGCCAGUGAAGGGAGAAAAUAAACACACCAUCUACACACAUACUCAAGUGUCAAACGCCCUUUAGUGGUAGACAGAGGUGCUGCUGGCCGAGUGGCCCGGCCCCACUCCAGCCCCGGCUGUGCUGCUGCCGCCUGCAGUACCUGCCCUUCACCGGAUGUGCACCAUCUCCUCCAAGAAGGGGGUUUUCAUGCAGCCCGUGCAGAGCUGAUCCAUCCAGAGCGGAGCCUCGUGCUGCAGAGGGGUGCGCCGGGGGUAGAAGGUGAAAUUCACGUCGUAAUUGAGCAGGCAGCUGAUGGAAGCCAUGUAGAUGUCAGAGAAACGCACCAGCCGGCGGGAGAAGUACGUGGGGUUGUGGAAGGUGCGGAAGAUGCUGCCAAACUGGGGGUUGAACAGGUUCUUCGUCAGAGACCUGAGAAAGAGAUGGUGCUCUGUAGAUAAAACUGUGGUCACAGAUUCUUCCCAUUCCCUUAGCCCUGGGCCACCCCACUCCCUGAGCAUUAGGGGAUGACCCCAAGUACCCAGGCCCCAAGCUGUGAUGCAGACCAGUCCCUGUGCAGUGAGAUGCAUGAAUAUUCAGUGCACUCCUACUCUGUUAUGGGCAGUGGCAGGAGCUGCAGUAGCAGACAGCCCACCAACUCCUCCCAACACUCCCCUUUCCCACCCUGCCUUCAAACCAGUCCAACCUCCCAGGCUGCAGGACUGCACUGCUGCAUGCCCCCCACCCAGAGGCAGGUGACACCAGGCAGGACUAGAGUCCCACAGCUGCAGUACCAUUGUCCCCAAAGCAGGUUACAAAAUGGACCCAAUGCAGGCCUGGGAGCCCCUAAGACAUCUCACGUGUGAGGGGGGAAAAUGCUCACCUGAUCUCCUGCCGUUCCUUCAUCCACUCCAGCAAUACUUGCUUUGACUCUGCAUCCUGAUACAUCUGCAAAGGCAGCAGCAGAAAGCACGACAUCCAUCAGUCCUGCAGGCCACACCUCAGCUCCCUGCAAUUUCUACUGUAACUCACAAACCCAGAGCCCACUGCACCAGGAAGAUGAGAUAUUUCUGAGAACCAGGCAAGAUGGUACAUCCCCUCAUCCCUGUGGCUAAACCCAAAAUUCAGACUCAGAAGGCAGCAUAGAACCUGUCCUGCUCAGGCAGGAGCUGUUUACCUGCAUUCUCUCCAGCAGCCCUGUCAGAGCCUGCUGCCAGGUCAGGGAGUGCAUGUACUGCUCCGUGUUUAUGAUCCGGAUCUCCGUCUCCAGUUCAGGAACGAUGGCUCCAGUCCUCCAGCCAUGACGCAGCAUGAGGUCCUGGAGGUCAGGGUGAAAAAACAACCAAGAAUUCAACAUAAAGACUGAAAGCCAAACACAACCCCAGUUCCUAGAAGAGUGGGUUUGUUCCCAUUUUGGAUUCUCAGGGGACAGCCAUCCAUGGCCCAUGCCAGUAACAACCAUCUCCUGGUCACCAGGAUCAGUUGCAUGAAGCACCUAGAAAGGUGGGAUCAAUACCGACUGCUCUCAAAUGCACAGACUUUACCCACAGGAAGUACUUCAGGAACCCUUUCUCCAGUGCUUGCCUCUGUCUGAGAGCAGUGGGGAAGCCUGUGUGUCCUGUGGGGGGGGCAGCCAGCACAGCACAGCCCUGAGCUCUCAGAGCAGGCCCUGCCUUAUCUCCAGCCCAGCUUCAGCCACAGCAGCCAUGGGGGAUUGCUCCCACCUCGCUGGAGAGCAGAGACAUUUCACUCACCGCAAGGUCACUGUACAGAUGGUCACCAAAGUAGAGCACCUUGGAUCCACGCCAGCCCGUCAGCCUCAGGAAAUCAAAGAGGUUGCCCUGCAAGUGACAAGAGCACAGAGUGAAACGUGGGUAGAGGCCACCUCACCACAUGCAGGUCUGAGCAGUCUCAUGGCAUGUCAACCUGCUCUCUGCCCCACCAUCUACACCCAGAGGUUUCUGUCCUUCGCCACCUCACUUCACUUUCUUCCCAUGUGACAAUCCCCUGUACAUUCCUCAGCUUUUUUAAUGCUAGAGGAAACGACAAAAACUCUUCCAAAGAGUUUUUGCAAACAGGGAAUUCAGGGGAAAUUCUGUGGUCUAGGGCACAGCAAAUCAAGAAGACAACAUGGUCUAAAAAGGCAAUAAAAGGAGGCAGUUUAGAGGCCAAGAGACACCUAAAUUAGAAAAGCCUGAGGAUGGGCAAAGAGAACCCAAGGUGUUCUGGGUUUAGAAGUUGUUAGUCUCAGGUGAUAAUGAUUUCACCUCACAGUGUGCACUGAGCACUGCCAGGCAAGGCUUUUGGAGGCAAGAGCUGUUCUACAUCCCUGAUGACCAUCCCCACCCCAAAGUUUAACAACACCCACAUGUCCACAGGAAUUGUUUAAUCAAGCCAAAGAACCAGGCAGCCUGCACAGAUUCACUGCUGAGUAAAACAAACCAAACCCCAAUGCACCAGCUAAAGCACAGCACCAAGCAGCUUUCAAGACUUUCCAAACAUCCAUACGUGCACAGAAGGCACUUCAGGGCCUACCCUUCCAUCUCCACAUAAGUUUUCCACAUGAGUCAUGAAAACAAAACCCACUAGGGAAGGAAAAGGCCUCAUCAAUGCCAGCACAAGCAGUCAGUGCAAACCCACAAGCCACUCAGCAGCAACCCCUCCAGCCAGACUCCAGUGGCAGGACAGAGCCAGCACCCCCAAGCACCAGCCUGGCCAGAAAGCCCCCAAACACAAGGCAGCCCCCACAGCAGCCACUGGCAGCUGGCUCUAUGCACAGCUAAGGCUGCCCAGAACCAGGGUGCUGGGUCUUCCGUUCCUGCAGCAUCCCUGGAGCUGAGUAGACCUCCCUUAACAGCACAGAAACACAGGACCAGGCAGCCUCUGCACUUCCUGGACACACAGGAAGCCAGGAAGAGCAAGGAAAUGGAGCACAGCCUUAGAAGGAGGACAGUCCUCUGCUGUGCUCCAGUCACCUCAAACAGCAGUGGACCUGACAGCCAGGAAACUUGUGCUUGGAGCUCCACAGAGCCACAGACCUGUUCUGAGACCUCCAGGUCCUGCCCUCCUUUCCCCCAAGAUCACAGACCAGGAGAGGGGCAGGAGCACAGAUUUGGCACAUACAGAAAAUACCACGUCUGUUGGAACAGAGGGACUAGAGGUCAUUGUACUUCAGCUUCCCACUCCCUAGGGCAAAACACCAAUCCCUGAGGUCCCAUUCAUGGGACACCCACAGCCAAAAAACUGCCAUCCAGCCCUGCUUCAGGGCACAGAACAGCUCAGAAGCCUCUGGCAACACCACCAGCACACUAACGUGUGGUCCAUGGCCACUAACACUUGCCAGAAAGAAGCAUAUUGUGGCACUUCAAGAAACCAAAAAUCCUGGAGACAGGGUGGGCUACAACCAGGAUACACACUCUGUCACAUCCUAAGAACCACAGUUAGGCAACAACGUUAAUGCAGUCAGAUAAACAUCAUGGUGGGGAAGAACUGGAGAGGAGCCCAAAAUCCUACUCAGCCCACUUUCUACCUCAUCUUUUCCCUUCCUCAGUGCACCAUUCACUUGGGUGAGCAACCUGUGGCCACAAGAUGUUGCUGGGUCAGGAGCAGGAUUUAAUUCAGCAAUAAACUCCAUGGGUGAGGCGUGCCUUUUCUCAUGAGGGAGCUGCCACUGGGAAUGAGCUUUACUUGCAUGUUCCCAGCUCCUAGCUCUUGGCAGAGUGCGGGACACUAGCCCAGCACUUUGGCAAACCCACCAGACAAGAGGCUUCCCAAUAGCACUACUCGAGGACAUGACCUACUUUGCUCCCACAGGUCAGGUCCCAGCUACUUGACCACAAUCUCACUAACAGUUUCUUCCCAUGGGAUUGGACAGCUCAAAUAACCAAGAACAAACUGUCCUAAAGCCAGAGGCAACUUGUCCCAGCGGACAGACCAGCUGCAAGGACAACACCCAGGGCAGCAAGUUCACCAGAGCUGCAGCUCAUCCUUCGGACAUGCUGCUCCUUCCAGGAGGGGAGAGUUGGACCCAGGCUUUGUAUCCUCUUUCAUGCUUUGUACCCUAUUUGAUCACCCUUGUUUCUUUAUUCCCUUCUACACAAGUCCACCUUUUCCAACCUUAUGGAGAACAAUUUGGAGUGAGGUGUGGAAGAUCUUUGCACGCACAACAGGUUUCAGAGAGCUGUGCCUUCUUAGCCUCAACUACCACACUCUUGGGAGCCCAACCAGGACAAGAGUUUCAGGACCAGGACAUCAGAAGAGCUGAGGGAAAGGUUCACAAUUGGCCAUGCUGGACAAUGUCAGAGCAGAGCUCCCAAGGUGAAGGUUUCAUUCUACAUGGGGGCAGGGGACAUUCACUGGCCCCUCCCACAGAUGCAGAGGAUGUUUCCCUACCACCCCAUCUCACACUUUUUCCAGUGAUUUCCAAAACUGAAGGCAUGUUUUAAGUCCCCACCAUUUCAGACUCCUGCUUCACACCCUUUAUGUACCCAUUCACUUUACCUCUUUGUAGAUCUUUCCCUUCUCCAGCUGGUUUAUUUUGUCCCACUGCAGUGAGCCUUUAUCAUCCAGUUUUCGAAAAGGUCUGGGGAAAAAAAAGGGGGAGAUGUCAACUUCUUUUGAUUUUUGAUGAUUGUUACCCAGCAACCAGAACAUUUGAAUCACAAAACUUGUUUACCUAUGUAAGAACUUGAAAUAAAAGCUCUACAUGAGUUCUAAGUGA
This is a messenger RNA of Corvus hawaiiensis (hawaiian crow), 15602 nucleotides long. It is a transcript of the gene STAB1, whose product is annotated as stabilin 1. The transcript has 70 exons. NCBI's taxonomy places the organism in Eukaryota, Metazoa, Chordata, Aves, Passeriformes, Corvidae. Gene Ontology annotation, biological process: cell adhesion. Bases 826 to 8661 code for a protein of 2611 amino acids. Gene Ontology annotation, molecular function: calcium ion binding; hyaluronic acid binding. The record is from RefSeq and is a predicted model, not a curated record.